Messenger RNA from Physcomitrium patens, 2979 nucleotides. The record is from RefSeq and is a predicted model, not a curated record. Lineage: Eukaryota; Viridiplantae; Streptophyta; Bryopsida; Funariales; Funariaceae.
AAGAGUUUGGACGAGAGCGGGGGCGGAGGCGGGAUUGUGAAGUGGAGUUUGGGCGUAGGUUUGGGUUUUUGAAGGGUUGUUAGAACGAGCGAAAUCGCGCGGUCGCGCGCGGGCGCGAGAGAGGGAGCGAGAGAGAAGAGGUGGUGGAGAUGCAUCCUUGGAGUGUUGUCUGUGAUGAACGGUAAUGAGCUGCUUGUGCGCUUGUGGUUUGAGAUUUUGUUGGCGGAGAAAUAUGGAUGGGAAUCCAGGGCAGGAAGGAGGAAUCGUCUCACAGAAGCCACGAUUAUGGCUGAAGCAGAUGAGCGACGUGAGAGGUAGAGUCGAUGCAUGAAAGUGGACUGUGAGCGUGCUGCAGGUGUUUGUUGUUGGAGUCGGUGUUGAGGAUCGAUCGGUUGGAGGAGGGGGUUAGGGGACGCGCGGAAAUGGAAAUGUCGCAGUUAUUGAAUGCGUGGGAAGUAGCGGACUCAGCUAUGAUCGAGGCGUUCAUGGGAACGGGGUAUAACUGCGUGGAAGGCUUCGAAGUGCAGGAUGAUCCGGACGGGCAGCUCCACUUGAACGAGUCGGUGUUGCUGCGGAGGCUGCACUCGCUGGUCGAAGAGAGUACCGUGGAUUGGACGUAUGCAAUCUUUUGGCAGCUGUCAGCCUUACGUGAAGGGGAGAUGAUGCUCGGUUGGGGUGAUGGGUACUUCAGGAGUGCUAAGGAGAAUGAAAUCAACGACGCGAGGAACAUGAAGGGUGGUUCUCAAGAGGAGGAUCAACAGAUGAGGCGAAAGGUGUUGCGAGAGCUGCAGGCUCUAGUCAAUGGCUCUGAAGAUGAUGUUAGCGACUAUGUCACGGAUACGGAAUGGUUUUACCUUGUUUCGAUGUCUCAUUCUUAUGCAGCCGGAGUGGGGACUCCUGGACGAGCAUUAGCAUCUGACAGACCUGUGUGGCUAAUUGGAGCGAACAAAGCUCCUGAUAAUAACUGCAGUCGUGUUCAAUUGGCUAAGAUGGCUGGAAUUCAGACAAUCCUUUGUAUUCCGUCGAAAUCUGGUGUCGUUGAGCUUGGAUCGACAGAUCUGAUCAGAGAAAGCUGGGAAGUUGUUCAGAAUGUCAAGAUGGUUUUUGAUGAACCAAUGAUGUGGGCAGCCCAUGAAAUCCAAGCGGUGGCGCAUUCCUUGCCUUUGAGUAGCGACGCGACUAGUAUGCGACCGUCAAGCCCAAGUCUUAUGUCAAUAGCAACAAUAAGUGCUUCAAUUUCAAAUGCAAGUCAGAUUGGCAGAUGUUCAAAUCCAAGUCAAGAUCAUGAAGCACAUUUUGUUGGAAGGAAGAAUCCACCCUCGUCAAGACCCCCGAUGAGGUUCUACAAACCACGGGUGGAAGAAUUGAGCUCGGACACUCCAGAAACAAACUUGGUUGAUAAUAAAUAUAUUGUAGGGAAGUCAGUAUCUUUCCACCACCUUUCUAAGAUAGGUCAGAGAGGAAUGCCUGGACCUCCUACCACUGCAAAUAGGUUACCAUGUUUCGCUCCGUCCGAGGUAGAUUGUCAUGAAUCAGAAGCCGACGUUUCCGUCAAAGAAAAUGUUGUGGAAUCAAGUACAAAUCUCGAGCCUAAACCACGCAAAAGAGGGCGCAAGCCGGCAAACGAUAGGGAAGAGCCACUAAAUCAUGUGCAAGCUGAACGGCAGCGGCGAGAAAAACUCAAUCAGAAAUUUUAUGCUCUACGGUCUGUAGUGCCAAACGUGUCCAAGAUGGAUAAGGCAUCCUUAUUAGAAGAUGCCAUUACCUACAUUAAUGAGCUUCAAGAAAAGCUACAAAAAGCAGAGGCUGAAUUGAAGGUUUUCCAAAGGCAAGUGCUUGCAUCAACUGGCGAAUCUAAAAAACCUAAUCCAUCUCGCAGGGAUUCGACCGAAAGUUCUGAUGAAGAACGUUUCAGACUUCAAGAGAGUGGUCAGAGAUCGGCACCUCUUGUUCACACUUCUGAAAAUAAACCUGUAAUUAGUGUUUUUGUUCUUGGAGAAGAAGCUAUGAUUCGAGUUUAUUGCACAAGACACUCUAACUUUAUAGUUCAUAUGAUGUCGGCAUUGGAAAAGCUACGCUUAGAGGUUAUACAUUCAAACACUUCAUCCAUGAAGGAUAUGCUUCUUCACGUCGUGAUUGUCAAGAUUGAUUCGACUCAGACCUAUACUCAAGAGCAGUUAGGUAAGAUACUAGAAAGAUCUUACGUACCGGAUCACUCUGCAACAUAAGAAGAAGAUUCGUAAGUAUUUGGUGAACUUGCUGCUUUCAAGCGAUAUCAACCUCGUGUUCCCUGCAUAUGCCGAACAACGUGGGCAAAACUGAUUAUAAGGUUUUUUGAUUUCCAUUUUGAUUACAGCCUUAAUAUUGGUCCACUGAGCUGGGUAGUGAGAUUCUGAGACAAUUCUUAUUGACGUGAUUUCGCAUUGUCCCAUAGCAAUCGAAGGGUAUGGACUUCAUGGACUGAUUCAUUCAGUGAAGUCUUCAUGCGUAUCAUGGUUACAACUAAACGUUAGCUGUUAAAAAUCAGAAGGGUCUGGGGGGGGGGGGGGGAUCUGAUUUCCUGCUUGAAAUUCAGGACUGCUUUCUUCUUCCAUAUCUCUAUAAAACCAUGUCCCUAAAGAAAUGGUUUGUCCGCGCUGAAGAAAACAUGAAGCACAUUUACAGCUACUCAAACAAGUCUAGAGCUACUGAUCGAAAACUAUCACCUGUACCUUGUGCAUGUGUGAGUGAGACAAGGAAUUGGUGCUGGUGAUGAGGGAUGACUGAUUUCUUAAAGCAGCGUGGCUUGUAGAUGGCAAAAGAUCUGGUCCGGCGAUAUGUCGCAUCUAUUUGAUAUUAAGAGAGCAAUGCAAGGACUGCACAACAGCGAUACCAAGUGAGUCAAGGAUGUUGUAUAUGUACACAAUACCAAUCCAUGCUAAAGCAACCUGGGGAAUGUUGUUCAAAACAUGACUCAUGUUAACUUUUGAAUGCUAUCAA